Molecule: messenger RNA, 1846 nt
Organism: Leguminivora glycinivorella
Lineage: Eukaryota; Metazoa; Arthropoda; Insecta; Lepidoptera; Tortricidae
Product: pyruvate kinase-like
Exons: 11
Coding region: 153-1832 (559 amino acids)
Biological process (GO): glycolytic process
Cellular component (GO): cytoplasm
Molecular function (GO): pyruvate kinase activity; magnesium ion binding; potassium ion binding
Source: RefSeq, a predicted model, not a curated record
UACAAAAAUACAACUUUUCGUUGCGUUUAUUUUUAGCGUUUUACGACUACAAUAUCAUUAUUUUUAUAAUCGUAUAGAAUUUAUGAAUCAAUUAAUUUUUAUGUGAUACUUAUUUUAUAAUAUAAACUAGUACUUAUACAACAAUUGCAAAAAUGAUUCAUACAACACAAGUCGGUGAAAUGACUAGUGAAUUGCAGAAUAUAGAUUUUAGUACAUUGACUCAUAAAGAUAUUCUCAGCGAUAAAAUAUUCAAGCGAAGACGUAGUGUCAUCAUAGCAACUUUAGCAAACAGCGUCGUCACCGCCGUCGAUGUCCAGAAGAUGAUGGAAGCCGGUCUGAAUGUAGCCCGGUUCAGGAUCUCUCACCAGUCCACCAAGGACAACAUGAAACUUCUGGGAAAAAUCAAAGCAGCCACUACCAACUGCUGCCAGAAAUAUGGCGUGUCGAACUGGCCUCUUGCGACGUGCAUUGACCUGAAGAAUCGCACAGUUAAGACUGGAAUUCUGGAACAGGACGUUCCAUACAUUGUACUAAAGAAAGAUUCGGUAGUCCAGCUCACAUGCGAUACAGCAUACAUCAACAAAUGUAACACUAGUAAAAUAUUCGUUGAUAAUCCUAACCUUGCUAGCGAAGUUCACGUUGGUAUGGAGAUAGCUAUAGACGGGGAUGAAAUCAGUCUUGUCUGUACUGAGAUUGUGAGCCCAAAGAGCAUCAAGACAUUGGUAAUGAAAACCGGUAAAUUGAGACACAUAUGCGGUGUUUGUUUCCGAGGUUUGAAAACGACGAGACCAUUCGUUACGAAAAGGGACUCAAAUGUGAUCAAAUUUGUCAUAGAAAAUCAGGUCGACGCAAUCAUUCUCAACCACGUAGAAGACAAAGAAGGAAUCAAAACAGUAAAGAAGUGUAUCAGCAAGAAAGUUCGGCGCCCCAUCAUGCUGUGCAGCAUUAGCACGGAAAAGGCUAUUGAUAACAUUGAUGAAAUAAUAAAAGAAUCCGAUGGAAUCAUACUAUUAAGAGAAUUUCUACCGUACGAAGUGAGCACUACAUAUAAACACAGAUUGAACACCAUACAGAAGUGGGUUAUAGGAAAAUGUCUACAGGCAGGAAAACCAAUAUACAUAUCUGGCGGUGUAAUGCAAAACGCCGUCCGCUAUGGAGUGAUCGCAAGCAACGAGGUCUCUGACGUCACCAACGCUAUCCUUGACGGUGUGUCGGGGUUCAUUCUGAAGGACUGCGAAAACAUUGACAACGCAAUAGAUGCGGUUAAACUGCUAGACGAUAUUUGCCGCACCGUGGAACCGUACACCUGUACCAAAAAUGGCUUUUGGAGACUUACUAACCAGUACUUGAUGCCGGUGAACGCAGCGGAGGCGAGCGUCAUGGCAUGCAUAGCGCUAGCCAACCAAGCCAAUGCUCAGGUCAUCAUUCUACCGACGGUGACGGGCCGCACAGCUAAAGCUCUCAUACAGGUAAGACCAUGCUGUCUGGUGCUAGCAGUGUGUACUAACGUGAGGGUCACCAGGAUGCUUCAGUUAUACAAGAGCAUGGUGCCUCUGUUGUACUCGGGAGAACCUUCGAAACGAUUUUACCUCACGCUGACAGCGCGCAUCAACUUCGCCGUGGAAUACGCGGUGAAGGUGGACUGGCUUCACUACGGAGACACGUACGCGGUCCUCAAGCGGUCAACCGACGGCAGCUCCUACUGCGACAUGAUCAGCAUACUGACAGUCGGCAUUUCGAAUAAACCGAUGGUCGAAUGCGAGGAUGGUGAUGACAUGGGAGAAGCUCAGGACAUAAGCGACCAAAAACUGAAUGAGACUGAUACACAAUGAAACAUAUUAAAAUU